GAGCCAUGUUUUCUUCAGUGGUUUACUAUAAUUCUCUGUGGUGAUUUAUUUAACUCACAAGCCUGUACCAAUAUUUGAUAAUGUUAUUAUUAACGAAACUUUGCUGUGCUUUUUUUGUACCUGUGUUGGCAUGCAACAUUAAGCAUCCGCUCAGACUGGUGGGUGAAAGCGGGACGCUAGGACCCAGCAAACUCCAAGUUGCAGAUUUUGAUAAAGUGGGGGCGCUCGAGGUUUUACGUCAGCGGGUUUCAUAUUUUAAACAGAAUAAGAUGGCGGAGGAGAGCGGGAUGAGGUUUCGGAAUCAUUCCGAACAGAAUUGCAAAAACAAGGCUUUUGUUGAAGGAGUCAGUGGAGUGGAGGAUGUCGCCUUGAAUUCAGAGGAUGCCUUGAAUUCUGAGGACGUCCCCAUGAAGGAGGCCCGGCCCAUACAGAUUGUCCUGGCACACGAAGAUGAUCACAACUUUGAGCUGGAUGAGGAGGCCUUGGAGCGCAUCCUCCUGCAGGAGCACAUCCGGGAUCUCAACGUGGUGGUUGUUUCUGUGGCAGGAGCUUUCCGAAAGGGCAAAUCUUUCCUGCUGGAUUUCAUGCUGAGAUACAUGUACAAUAAGAAUUCAGCAUGGUUGGGUGGAAAUGAUGACCCUUUGACUGGGUUUACAUGGCGAGGUGGAUGUGAACGAGAAACAACUGGCAUUCAGGUCUGGAGUGAAGUAUUUGUGAUUGAAAAGCCUGAUGGAAGCAAGGUGGCUGUGCUCUUAAUUGACACUCAAGGGGCCUUUGACAGCCAGUCGACUAUCAAAGACUGUGCCACAGUGUUUGCUUUGAGCACUAUGACCAGUUCAGUUCAGGUUUAUAAUUUAUCCCAGAACAUCCAGGAAGAUGACCUUCAACAUCUGCAGCUGUUCACAGAAUACGGACGGCUUGCAAUGGAGGAAAUAUACAAGAAACCAUUUCAGACACUUAUGUUUCUAAUUCGAGACUGGAGUUAUCCUUAUGAGCAUCCCUAUGGUCUUGAUGGAGGAAAGAGUUUUUUAGAAAAGAGGUUGCAGGUGAAACAGAACCAGCAUGAAGAGCUGCAGAAUGUUAGGAAGCAUGUCCAUUCUUGUUUCUCAAAAAUCGCUUGUUUCUUGCUGCCACAUCCAGGACUCAAGGUUGCCACAAAUCCUAACUUUGAUGGAAGAUUAAAUGACAUAGAUGGUGAUUUUAAGAAGGAGUUGAAGAAUUUGAUACCAAUAUUAUUGGCUCCCGAGAACUUGGUAGAAAAAGAAAUUGGUGGCUCCAAAGUGACGUGCAGAGAUCUUGUAGAGUACUUUAAAGCUUACAUCAGAAUAUAUCAAGGAGAGGAACUGCCUCAUCCCAAGUCCAUGCUACAGGCAACAGCUGAAGCCAACAAUCUUGCAGCUAUUGCGGGAGCAAAAGACUGUUACAACAAAAGUAUGGAGCAGAUAUGUGGAGGAGACAAGCCUUAUAUUGCACCUUCAGACUUGGAGCGCAAGCACUUGGAUCUGAAAGAGGCAUCCAUCAGACAGUUCCGCUCUGUGAAGAAAAUGGGAGGAGAGGAGUUCUGCCACCGCUACCAGGAGCAGCUUGAGGCUGAAAUCGAAGAGAGCUAUGCAAACUUCAUCAAGCACAAUGACGGCAAAAAUAUUUUCUACGCUGCUCGCACACCAGCUACACUUUUUGCUGUUAUGUUCGUCAUGUACAUCGUCUCAGGAGUGACUGGUUUCAUUGGUUUGAACACAAUAGCGACCCUCUUUAAUCUUGUUAUGGGAGUAGCAUUGCUAUCGCUGUGUACAUGGGCAUAUGUUAAAUACUCUGGGGAGUUUAGAGAAGUUGGAUCAGUCAUCGAUCAAGUAGCAGAAACCCUAUGGGAACAGAGGACUCCAAGAAAGGUGUUUUCCAAACUAUUUGAAUUGGCGAGAAGUCGAAUCACGCGGCGCUCUUUCAUACCAACACUGAGACUGUCCUCAAACAACAAGAAGAAGAGAAACUAGCUGUUGCACUCAUUCAGUUUUAAAUAUAUCCAGUCACUUAUUUGGACAGGCCAGUGGUCUGGAUAAAUACUGUAACAUACCUGGUUCACCCGACAUAUAAAAUUAAUCUUUAAGGAGCCGUUAAAUAGUUAAUUUUUGGAAGACUGACAGUUAAUCAGAGCGUGAGAGAGUUCUACUAGUUAGCCAAUUUGUUUCUGGGAGAAACUGAUACAAAAUAGGCUGCAUACAUUUUAUGAGUUGCCAUUGUUUUUGUGGGGUUUUUUGCAUUUUAUUUGCAAAGUAUGCUUCAAAAAUUUGUUAUACUUGGUAUUUUUCUAUUGGUGCUUUUUUCAUGUCAAUGUUUUUUUUUUUUUCUAACAUUACCUUUUUGUUUCACUUUUUUUUAUUUCCCCCCCUUCAUUUUCAUGUUACAGGUGUUGAAGCCUCUGAGUGAUCAUUUCAUGGAGGACAACAUUAGACAGACUGUGGCAAACUCCAUCAAAGCUGGUCUGACUGAGCAGGUUACCC
Molecule: messenger RNA, 2498 nt
Organism: Polyodon spathula (Mississippi paddlefish)
Lineage: Eukaryota; Metazoa; Chordata; Actinopteri; Acipenseriformes; Polyodontidae
Product: atlastin-2-like
Exons: 14
Coding region: 81-1991 (636 amino acids)
Biological process (GO): protein homooligomerization; endoplasmic reticulum organization
Molecular function (GO): GTPase activity; GTP binding
Source: RefSeq, a predicted model, not a curated record